Daphnia magna is the source of this 1691-nucleotide messenger RNA. RefSeq lists its product as uncharacterized. Gene Ontology annotation, cellular component: nucleus. Gene Ontology annotation, molecular function: DNA binding. The record is from RefSeq and is a predicted model, not a curated record. The coding region runs from base 322 to 1509 and encodes 395 amino acids. The transcript has 5 exons. Lineage: Eukaryota; Metazoa; Arthropoda; Branchiopoda; Diplostraca; Daphniidae.
GUAAUGGCUGCUGACGAGCUUGCCGAAAAUUCAUUUUUUGGCGACAUUCAUUUUGUUACGCUUGAUGAAAACUCUGGAAAAUUAAUUAUUUGGAUCUUUGACGAUUAUAGUGGAAAGUUUUUCAACAGUGAAACUGCCGAAUUCUUUUUUUGUCCAGUUCCAGCAAAUUUUGAUUUGCCUCAUCCUCGUGAUACCGAUUUCAUUCGGAAUUAAACAUAUUGAGAUAUUAAUCCCUGGCCGAUAUUGUAUAUUUGGAGUUUUACUACUAAGAUUCUUGUCUGUUGCAGGACAGAACAUUUCAUUUCACCUUCACGAUACAUAAUGCCUCGAAACUAUGUUAGGAAAACGUUAAAAGAUCCAAACCAAGAAGCCAAAUUGAGAUUUGCAUUGAAUGAAGUGUUGUCAGGAAGAUGUACGAUCAGACAAGCAGCUGAGAAAACUGGUUUACCAAAAUCAACGAUUGCAUUUUAUUCAAAAAGACAUCAAGCCGGUGGUUUGUUGGCACCAGGCCAAAUUAAACGUCUGGAACAUCCAACUCAAAUAUUAACAGCAUUAAUGGAGACUGAAUUAGCUGACUACCUAAAAGAAUUUUCCAUAAUUAACCAUGGAUUAAGCACAAAAGAAACAAGAGAGAUUGCUUAUUCAUAUUCAGUCGCAAAUAACAUCAAAAUCCCAAUAAGUUGGAUCAAAAACGAGAGAGCCUCUGAAGAUUGGUGCUCUGGUUUCAUCAAACGGAACAAAACAAUUUCAGUUCGAAAGCCUGAGCCAACGAGUCAAGCCAGGGCCGCAGGUUUUAAUAAACCUGUGGUUAUGAAGUUUUUUGAUAAUUUGGGUAUGUUAAUGACGAAACACCAAUUCAAAGCACAUGAGCUAUGGAACUGUGACGAGACAAACGACCCGACUGUGAACCCGCCACCAAAGAUAAUUGCAACAAAAGGAACAAAGCAAGUGCAACAGACUGUGUCAGCGGAACGGGGUGUCAAUGUCACCAUGCUUGCCUUCAUCAAUGCUGGUGGGGGUUGGGUACCACCAGUAUUUGUUUUUCCGUGGAAAAAAGUUGCCCCAACCAUGUUUCAAAAUGGGCCUUUAGGUUGUAUCGGAUUACCUCACGAAUCUGGUUGGAUGACGGGACAGAACUUCUUCAAAUCUCUGCAACAUUUCCACUCUUUUGUCAAAUGCUCCAAAGAAAAACCAAUUUUAUUGAUUAUGGACAACCACAGUAGUCACCUGGACUUUCAAGCCGUCACAUUCGCCAAAGAAAACGGAAUUGUCAUGCUUACACUACCACCCCAUUGCUCUCAUGUUCUUCAGCCGCUCGACGUUACUUUGUUUGGGCCAUUUAAAAAAGCCAUUGGUUCAACUCAAAAUGAUUGGAUUAACAAAAACCCAGGAGGCAGAAUUUCAAUUAAAGAAAUAGCACAGCUAUCGCGUUAUCCAUUUGAAAGUUCUUUUACGCCUCAGAAGAUCAUAAAGGGAUUUGAAAUUACGGGUAUCUACCCAUACAACUGAUAUGCCAUUCCAGAGUUUCGCUACGCACCGUCAUUUGUUACUGACAGACCAGCCCCAAACACUGUCGUAGAAGUUCCCAUUCCAGCGUGUCAAUCAAUUGAGCAGAACACUCCUGAUUCUCAUACGUCAGAAACAUCUCGAAUCCCAGUGAUCUCUCCAGUGACCCAUGUCCAAAAUCUUAU